Molecule: messenger RNA, 2829 nt
Organism: Verruconis gallopava
Lineage: Eukaryota; Fungi; Ascomycota; Dothideomycetes; Venturiales; Sympoventuriaceae
Product: 3-dehydroquinate dehydratase, type I
Exons: 2
Coding region: 277-2829 (850 amino acids)
Biological process (GO): shikimate metabolic process; chorismate biosynthetic process
Molecular function (GO): shikimate 3-dehydrogenase (NADP+) activity; 3-dehydroquinate dehydratase activity
Source: RefSeq, a predicted model, not a curated record
GUACUCUAGAAACAUUGUAUCUCGGCUGAAUCGUUAAGCGGUCCGGUCGACUGCUUUCAGUUCAAGUCCUAGUUCUAGAGUUGUCUCGUCAAACCACCGCAGGUAGCCCUUGUUAUAGAGCUGGCUUUCAUGAAUAUCUCUCCAUCAAAAGUGUCAUACAGGCACUGGGUAUGAUAUUCUCGAAAUGUUGAGUGUGUCCCCAAAUUUCAGAUUCGGAACGCAAUCCUUACAAGUCUCGAAUCUUGGCUGCUACGAGCCGACGACUCCUCAAUCACAAUGACCUCGCAGACGACUCCGCGCUUGUCAUACGACAAUACUCCUAUCCCCGUGAGCCACAAUAGAAGUUGUAUCUUGAGUCAUGCAGCAAGUCCAGGUACAUUUGCUCCUGACUCUUCUAUCGUUCUGAUCGGAAUUCGUGGAGUUGGGAAGUCAAGUCUGGCUGUCAUAGCCGCCAAGGCCUUGAAUUUCCAGAUAGUUGAUGCUGAUCAACAUUUUCAGCGAACGACUGGACUGUCCAGUGCGUCAUACAUGAAUUCACAUGGUGUCAAAGAAUACGGUCUUCAGGAGCUAAAGGUGUUGCGACAGAUACUGGCUGAAAAUUCGACCCGAACAGUCAUUAUCUGCAGUCCCAGCUCCAUCACGGGCGCCGGCCGAGAUCUCCUACGAGCAUUUUCACGUGGGCAUCCCGUCAUCUUGGUUCUAAGAGACGCAGAUGAUGUUCAUCGCUACAUUGGUGUGUGGGACGCAAACGCCAUCUCAAAUCUUGUCAACCAGACUAGUCCGUUGUACCGUGCGGCAUCAAACUUUGAAUUUUACAACCUUUCUGAGUCCUUUCAUGAUGUGUCAAGCGCUCCAAACGGAUCACGGAAUCAUCCACCUUUGCCUCUAAUGCUGAAACAAGUUGAACGAGACUUUGUCCACUUCCUCUAUCAAAUACUGAAGCCUGCGGAUACACAAGAGAAUCACUACACGCAACACAUUCAAUCAAAGGUGCCCCCAGAAUCAAGGCCUUAUACCUACGCCAUGUUGCUCCCAUUAUCGCAAUGGGACCUAAUUGGUUCUCAGCUCAAGAACGUUGAUCUUCUGGUAGACGCAGUUGAGAUUGUUCUGGACCUCCCAGCAGUUGUUGAGGGGAAGAAUGUAUUUGAUAGCGCCAUGGCAAGCAUGGUCGCACGAACAUUCUAUUCGGUCAGAAGAACGCUUAAUCUACCGCUCAUAUUCAGUAUCAAUUCAGAAAAGCUCGUGUCUACAAAUCCAGGUACCUCAAUCAAGGUCGAAGUUAUGGAAAACGUCUACUUUGAGAUCAUGCACCAUGCGUUGCGCUGUGGCCCUGAAUAUCUCUCUGUCGAUUUACACGCAAAAUUUGAUCCCCUACAGAUACAGAACCUCAUUAAAAAUAGAGGUUCAACCAGGAUAAUUGGCAACUUUCAUGACCACUCGCCCGGUCGAAACGGCUGGACUGAACCAAGUCGUCGUCAAAGGAUGUUAGACGCUCAGGAGCUUGGAUGCCAGAUCGUAAGACUAUCUCAGGACGCAACGUCAGUAGAAGACAAUUUCGCUAUUCGGCAAUUUAUACAACAUACUUCGGAGUCGCGUAGGAUCCCAUUGAUUGCGUAUAACACUGGCAAGCUCGGUCGAUUCUCCUGUUGCGUGAAUUCCACAUUGACGCCUGUCACUCACCCCGUUCUUCGCUCAUCUUCAGCCAGCCGUGAAAAUGAUUGGCUUCUUACAGUACAAGAUUGUCAACGUGCACUCUACGCUUCAUUCUUUUUGGAAGAGAUGUACUUUGGCAUCUAUGGCUCAGGCAUUUUGCUUAGUCUUUCACCUGCCAUGCACGAAGCUGCUUAUCGGCUAUCCGGAAUGCCGCAUUCAUACAAGCUAUUUCAAAACACGUCUCUCUCUCAGUUAGAUGAGCUAAUGGGAGACCCUUCAUUUGGUGGGGCCAGUAUUACGUCUCCAUUCAAGGUGGAUGUUGUCAAACGAAUACAAUUUCUUAGCCCUAGCGCCAAGGCAAUCAAGGCAGUUAAUACCAUCAUCCCACUGAGAUCCAGUCAUGCGAGCGCCUUGUUAGAUAGAAAUCGACGUGGCCCAAUCGUGGCAUUGUAUGGUGAAAACACUGACUGGAUUGGUAUACGAACUUGUAUUCGGGACAACCUUUCCCCAAUUAAUGCAAUCGGACGCAACUCUUCUGGCCUUAUUCUAGGCGCUGGAGGUAUGGCUCGUGCUGCUAUGUACGCGAUGGUUCAACUAGGUGUUCGCAAGAUUUAUAUCUUCAACCGCACCAGAGAGCACGCAGAAGUAUUAAUUAAACAGUUCUGCAAUGAAAAUAUUGCAGUAGGCGGUGGUAAACAAUGUCAAAUAGUCUCGGCUCAAGAGCAGACCACGACACAAUCGGCCAGUUUCUUGAGCAAUACGGACACAAUCGAGAUAUGUGAGACAUCAAUCAUUUCGUCGCUAGAAGAUACUUGGUCAGCGGAUCAUACGCCACCAACUAUUAUUGUAUCUUGCAUACCAGCCAAAGAUGUACGAACGGGGUCUCCUACUAAUAUUGUGCUCCGUUCGGAUUGGUUGUCAAGUCCCACUGGUGGUGUUGUCCUAGAGCUUGCUUACGAUCCACUCGAGACGCCAUUACUAAAACAGAUAAAGGCCUUGGGGGAUCAUAAAUGGAUUGCUGUUGAUGGGUUGCACGUUCUCCCUGAGCAAGCUAUUGCGCAAUUCGAACUGUUCACGGGUCGAAAGGCACCUCAACAUUACAUGCGUAAAGUAGUUAGAGAGGGAUAUAUGAAGCAAGUACAGUCUGGACUUCGCUCCCUUGAGAGUAAAGGUUAG